Rhinichthys klamathensis goyatoka is the source of this 1950-nucleotide messenger RNA. RefSeq names its product homeobox C6a (gene hoxc6a). Gene Ontology annotation, molecular function: RNA polymerase II cis-regulatory region sequence-specific DNA binding; DNA-binding transcription factor activity, RNA polymerase II-specific. Bases 410 to 1117 code for a protein of 235 amino acids. The record is from RefSeq and is a predicted model, not a curated record. Lineage: Eukaryota; Metazoa; Chordata; Actinopteri; Cypriniformes; Leuciscidae. Gene Ontology annotation, biological process: anterior/posterior pattern specification; regulation of transcription by RNA polymerase II. The transcript is spliced from 2 exons. Gene Ontology annotation, cellular component: nucleus.
CAAAAAUAUGUAAUUCAUUGGUCGUGUGAGUGCGUAUUCUAUAUUUGUGUGUGUGUUUACUUAAACUUUAUCAACUGAAGCCACAAGGAUAAGAAGCUACAAGCUCGAUAUUCCUCCGUACACAGCGCAUUCAAUUGGCUGAAAGUGGUCAGGUGACGCUGUCAUAUUGUCCUUCCAUGAGCCAAGCCUUGGCUAUAACACUUGCUUUGCGCGUCUUAACCGGAGACUGGAAAUUAAUAUUAUUGAAAUCCUUCUGAAGUUCAUUUGAAAGAGAGUUAGGAAAGCGGGCGGGAGACGUGUGUAUGUGACAGAAGGAAGCAGACCCCAUAGCACAAAGAAAGAAAGUGAGAGAUUAAGAGAGGGGAAAUAAGAUAGGAGGGUGAGUUGAUGAGAGGGCGAUAGGAAAGGUAUGAAUUCGUAUUUCGCGAACCCGUCGCUCUCGUGCCAUUUAUCUGGUGGGCAAGAGGUUUUGCCCAACAUGCCACUGAACACGACCGCAUAUGAUUCAGUCAGACAUUUUUCGUCUUAUGGCACCACAGUGACCCAAAACCGGAUUUAUGCGUCCCCUUUCUAUUCACCUCAAGAUAACGUUGUGUUUGGAUCAAGUCGAGGACCGUACGAGUAUGGAUCUAACGUGUUUCUUCAAGAUAAGGACGUGCUUCCCAGUUGCAGGCAAACUAGUAUGGGACUCAGUGCGCAGAGCCACGUUGCCCAGGAGUACAGCCUGGAACAAGCUCGUGCAGGAACACAGGAUCAGAAAGGAAACAACGUUCAGAUCUACCCGUGGAUGCAGCGCAUGAACUCGCACAGCGGAGUUGGGUACGGGUCAGACAGAAGAAGAGGUCGCCAGAUUUACUCCAGAUACCAAACCUUGGAACUGGAAAAAGAAUUUCACUUCAAUCGGUAUUUAACCAGACGCAGACGCAUCGAGAUCGCCAACGCUCUGUGUCUAACCGAGCGUCAAAUCAAGAUCUGGUUCCAGAAUAGGCGCAUGAAAUGGAAGAAAGAGACCAAUCUAACUUCUACUGUACCGGGGACCGAAUCAACGGGUACUCCUCAAGACACCGAGAAGGAGACCGAGGAGGAAACCGAGGAAGUUAAAAAGAUUAAAGAUUAGGAAGUCCAUUUCUCGUUCUCGAACGCCUGUUAACUGCAACGUAACUACCUAAACGGAGAAUUUGCAAAUAUUAAUGCAUGGACUGUAUACUCUGCUAUUCCUUUUGACUGCCCCCUCCUCCUCCGACCUGAACACCAUACACAAGCUCUACUACCACCACGCCACUAACAUUUACACUCGUUGAAACAAAUGGAGAGAUUAAGAGAGAGGAAGACGCACAUGUUAUCCACCAUAAAGCAAUUCACUUCUCUUUGUACUGAAAAUAGUUCUUUAUUGGCUGCGUGAUGACAAUGCCACAGCUGAAAUGUUUGUGUGGUUCUAGUAUUAGCUAUCAUGUUGCUAUAGGCUAGUAGAAAAUUACAUUAGAUGAAAAUGUAUUCGAAUUUGAUAAGUAGGCUAUGUCUCCCAAACUAUUAAGCCUCUAAACUGUACCUAAGCAUUCCAGAGGUGAAGGAAACUUCUUAUAUGCACAUUCAGUUUUUUUUCUUUGUGGAUGCAUAUUUGUACAAUGAAACAAACCCUGACGGGAUGAACUAUACUACCUAAACCCUUAUUACAUUUUAUUAUCCUUUUUUUUUGUUAAUAUUGCUUUUGCCCCGUCAGUGUUCUGUUGUUCAAAAUGCCGCUGUAUACUGGCACAUUAGCUAUUGAGAGAACUUCAAAAAUACAUUUCAUCAUACUUGUAGUUGUGUGCAUAUAAACUUGUCUUAAAGUGAGAAUCACACCAAUAUGAAAACAAACAUAUACCUUGGUACGCAAUUAUAUUGUUUGUGUAAACUGUGUAUUAUUUAAUAAAAUUCUUGAAAACAAAAACCUUUAUUGUCCUUUAUUUU